Molecule: messenger RNA, 816 nt
Organism: Schistosoma margrebowiei
Lineage: Eukaryota; Metazoa; Platyhelminthes; Trematoda; Strigeidida; Schistosomatidae
Source: the annotation of a GenBank genome assembly
AUGGAAAAUAGUUUAAUAUCUAAUUCAAUCGAUACAGAUUUGCAUAUUAUUAGCCACUUACUUAAUAUUCAAUACCAUCUAUUCAAUAAUCAUAAUUAUUAUGAUUUAUUAUGCUCAUCAUCAUCAUCAUCAUCAUCAUCAUCAUCAUCAUCAUCAUCAUCAUCAUCAUCAUCAUCAUCAUCAUCAUCAUCAUCAUCAUCAUCAUCAUCAUCAUCAUCAUCAUCAUCAUCAUCAUCAUCAUCAUCAUCAUCAUCAUCAUCAUCAUCAUCAUCAUCAUCAUCAUCAUCAUCAUCAUCAUCAUCAUCAUCAUCAUCAUCAUCAUCAUCAUCAUCAUCAUCAUCAUCAUCAUCAUCAUCAUCAUCAUCAUCAUCAUCAUCAUCAUCAUCAUCAUCAUCAUCAUCAUCAUCAUCAUCAUCAUCAUCAUCAUCAUCAUCAUCAUCAUCAUCAUCAUCAUCAUCAUCAUCAUCAUCAUCAUCAUCAUCAUCAUCAUCAUCAUCAUCAUCAUCAUCAUCAUCAUCAUCAUCAUCAUCAUCAUCAUCAUCAUCAUCAUCAUCAUCAUCAUCAUCAUCAUCAUCAUCAUCAUCAUCAUCAUCAUCAUCAUCAUCAUCAUCAUCAUCAUCAUCAUCAUCAUCAUCAUCAUCAUCAUCAUCAUCAUCAUCAUCAUCAUCAUCAUCAUCAUCAUCAUCAUCAUCAUCAUCAUCAUCAUCAUCAUCAUCAUCAUCAUCAUCAUCAUCAUCAUCAUCAUCAUCAUCAUCAUCAUCAUCAUCAUCGUCAUCAUCAUCAUCAUCAUCUGGAACUCAAGCACCUAUCUCUUAA